GCCUCCGGGCCCGGCCCCGCGCUGCUGCGGGAGGGUGUUUCAUUUCGGCUAGGCCCGCCGCGCCCGCGCCACCGGCCGGCCGGGGCAUGGGGCAGGCCGGGGGUACGGGCCGGAGCGGGCCGGGGCUGGCCGGGCCGGGGGAGGCCGCGGAUGGGCCCCGGGGGCUGCAGUCCGGGUCACCGCUCCGGGCCGGACCGGCGGCAUGCGGCAAGGGCGCCCCCUUGCUGGCGGGGCGGAGCGGGGGGGCAGCCCCCGCUCGCGUUGCCAUGGACGCCCUGGCGGUGCGUGACGCGGCAGCCGUCGCCGCGCGUAGUGAUGACGUAUUUCGGCCACGUCGCCCGAGUAGCCAACAUGGCGGCGGCGGAGGGCAGCAGUGCCGGGGGGCCGUUGUUUGCAGGUCUUGCAGAUGUGUCAAUAUCUGAAGAUAUUCCAGUGGAAGGGGAAAUUACUGUUCCUGUUGGAUCUCACUCUCCUGAUGAAGACUACUCCACACUGGAUGAGCCUGUUAGGGAUACUAUUAUGAGAGAUCUGAAGGCUGUUGGGAAAAAAUUUGUCCAUGUCAUGUAUCCGAAGAAGAGUAGUGCACUUCUCAGAGACUGGGAUCUUUGGGGCCCUUUGGUGCUUUGUGUCUCGCUUGCACUGAUGCUUCAGGGUGGAUCAGCAGAUAGUAAAGACGAUGGAGGACCCCAGUUUGCUGAAGUCUUUGUCAUAAUCUGGUUUGGUGCAGUUGUCAUCACACUAAACUCAAAGCUUCUUGGAGGAACUAUAUCCUUUUUUCAGAGCCUGUGUGUUCUGGGUUACUGUGUCCUGCCUCUGACAGUAGCAAUGCUGGUGUGCAGGCUGGUACUGCUGGCGGGUUCUGGGACUGUCAGCUUCAUUAUACGUCUUAUCGUAGUAGUAGCUAUGUUUGGUUGGUCAACGUUAGCAUCUACAGCUUUCCUGGCAGACAGUCAGCCUCCAAACCGCAAAGCUCUUGUUGUGUACCCCAUCUUCCUCUUCUACUUUGUUAUCAGCUGGAUGAUUCUCACCUUUACACCUCAGUGAUCUCCAAACAGAAGAGACUGUGUAACAUGGACUGGAGUUUUUUCGUGAAUGCUGCAGUUAAUCAUUGGCUUUAUCUCUUUCUAAUUUAUAUAGAGAGAUAUUGUACAAAGGCAGGUUAUGGGAUAAAGCCAGAGAACUGCAAAAAUUGGUUGUUUGUGUGUCCCUCUUCUUGAAAGAUACAAAGGGCCAGCUGCUGAGGGUUUUUUUAUUUAGCUGUGCUCUUUAGUUGUGUUAAAUAAAAAAUGCCCACUGUGACAGGGAUUAUUCCACCUGAGGAAUAGAGUGGGAGAUGGUGGAAUUUCAAGACAUUGAGUAGAUGAAGAUGAAGUUAUAGGAUCGCACGACUUGGCAGAAUUCUUGCUCGUGCUUGGAUUCUCACUGAAGAGGAACAUGCCUUAUGAAAUAAUAGAACUUCAUUGCUGUUCUGUGUUGGGUAGGAAAGGAAUGUUUUUAACUCCUUUUUCAUUCACUUACUGAGUGGUGAAAUGUAUAUAAAAUGCAUUGUAGGGCUGUGAGCUUUCACUCUGAAACUGGAUUUCAGCAAAAAAUAAGUUGGGUCCAUUUUGCAGUUACUUGGAGCUGGGUGGAAGGGAGCUGCCUUUGCUCAUAUUCAUGUAUUGUGUAUUUUUUUCAUCCCCCUUUGUACGUCAAGAAAGUGUUUCAGCCAAAUGCCUUCAACACCAUAGUUACACUAAUUUAUAUUUCUUGUAAGAGGGAGUGUGUUUGUGUUGGAUGGUUAGAAAUCUUUUUGUGUGACCAUAGAUUAGAGAGUUAAAAGUCCUAGAGAAACAGUCAAAACUGGUUUACAACAGGGACUUAGAUGUCAGUCUGCAUUUUGAGAAUGGGAAAUUGUCUGGAGAGUACCAAGUAAAGUGUGUGUGUGUAUGUAUAUAAUGUUUAAAAAAAAAAAAAUUGUUUGUGUGAAGUAAGUUAAGGUUUUGAUAGGUAGGUUGUUUGGUUGCUAAAUAUCACACCAGGACUUCUGCCCGAAAGGUUAAAAUUGGGUUGGAGGAAGAAAACUAAAAUGAUGAUGAAGGUGGUGGUUGCUGUGAAGUAGGAUAUGAAUUCCAGUCUUAACUGCUUGUAUGUGACUUUUCAUUUGGUUGUUUACAUGGACAGUGUUUCAACUUAAAUGUGUACAUAUUGUUUCUUUGUACUUAUAAUGAGAUGUGAGAAACUUUUCUAUAGGUUUUUGGGUUUUGUGGGUUUUUUUGGUCUUUUAUUAAUACUUUUUUAUAAAAAGGGGAGAGGCUUUCUUCUCUAGUUCUCUGUAGGUGCGCUUGUGUACCUUGCCUGGUGAACCAUAUACAGGUGUACAAGUGUGUCAUUUAUGUUUCGGCAUAGGGAUUGAUACUUGGAGAAUUGCUUUUUGAAAACUGUACAGAAAUUAUUUAUGUUGUUCAUUAUUCUCAUUAAGCAAUCUAAGGGGAGAGCUCUGAAGCAUCCAGGGGUGAAAAAGCUGCUGUUAAAAUGUCACUUUUCCUGAAAACAAGCACCAUAUUCUUUUUUCCUGCAGUCAUGCAGAUAGACCUGAAAUUGAUGUACAUGGGUCCUGCUGAGGUGUAAAUAUGCCUAAUAUAUAUUUAUAUAUCAGUGCAGUUUCUGUUAUAAACACUGUAAGUAUUUGAUAGUUGGGAUGAAAAUUUCUAUAAUAUGCAGAUUAAAAGUACACUUUUACAUUUCUGGGAGUGUGGAGAAAAGGGAAGGAAAAAUCAGUUGCUCUCGGCAGGCCUCCAGCUUCGCUGCAGAUCAGUCAUUACCAGCAGGACUGUGUGAAGCUGGUGGCUGUUCUUGCUGCCUUCCUUACACCUCUGUCCAUAACUGUUCCAAGUUGCUGCACAGGGAGCUUUGGUGUUUCCUAGACAUGGGUAUACAAUGGAAAUGGGGAAUUUUUUAACUUCCAUUAAACCAUUACUGGUAUGGAAUGUGUUUUUUUUUCUUUUCAGGUGCAGUUUUCCAUUAAUUUAAACAUUAGCUUUAUGAAGAUGAAAAGAAAUAUUGAAGGGAAGUGGAUAGUGAAGCUGUUGAUGGCUACAGUGGGAUUCUUUGAGCCAGAUCUUUCUUUCCUGCAAGAAUUUAACCAUACUUUUAGAGAAAUCCUUGGAAUUCUAUUUCUGUAGUGUCUUGUGGCUCAAGCUGAUAAUGUUAUUCCACUUAUCUAUCAAAUAAAUUUAAUUGAACCAGUAUGUUUUUGAAAAGACAUAAAAUUAAUUUCAAGAGGAAUUAAAAUCCAAGCUUUCUCCUUGAUUGUUUUUGACUUUGUCAGUCCCAUGAUGGUUUGUUUUUUCUGUAUCAUUGCUCUUGGCUUAUACAAGAGAGAAGAAAAUUAUUUUUAUAUUAACUAGAUUUACUGCUCAGCUGGUUACCAAGGUUUUUAGUUGAGGUGGUUUUCAUCUGAAAAAACAGAGCAGAAAUAUACUGGUUAUGUGGUGAAGGUGUGGUUGUUUGGUUUUGUUCGGCUUUUGACUCAUGGCAAUCCCUUAGUAUGGAAACCAUCAUCUACAGCUGUAAAAUCUUUAAGUGAGUUUGUAUCACUAAAUAUGUAACUUGCCAUAAGGUUUUAGCUGGCUAGAUGCAGGUAGGAAAUUAGAUUUUUCUGAGCUUUCAUGUGUCCAGUUGAAUGAGGUUACAUGUCUUGCAUAUGGUGGAUUUUUAAUCAUUGUUGCCAUUAAUAUCCUCAGCCAGGAAUUCGAGUUGCUGUAGCUCGUUGCCAGGUUCUCCUUUGCCUCUCUCAGCUUUCUGUCGUGUAAGAUCUGCCCGAUACCAAAUGCUUAAAAGCAUGCAGUAUAUCUUGCAAAAAUAAUUUCCCCACCGCAAUGUUAUAAUUGUUUCUGGAAGAUCUUCACUAAGAGUGGCUCGGCCUUUCAACUUGGAAGAUGAUAAUCUGUUGGAAAAGGUAACCUUUUUUUAUAAGUAGAAUAUAAUUGCUUAGAAAGGCAGAGAGCACAAGCAAUGAGCACCAGUGGAAGUGAGCAUUAGGCUUAUUGAUUGAUGAUUAACUGUUUAAUGUGACUUCAAAAAAUUAAGAAGCAAAAUCUGGAAUUUGUUUCUCAGCCAAACUGUGAUGUUCUGUAGAGCCACUGCUUUUAUUGAAUCCGCUUGCCCCUUAGCAAACUGGUGGUUCCCAAAGCAAACUAGAUAUGGGCACAUUACAGCACGAUUGAAAAAUUUCAGAUUUAGGCAAGAAAAAUACAUCAAGCUUAUUUGAUACUUGCAGACUGCCUAAAAUUAAUGUGGGUGACAGUCCUUUGAAACAAUGGUAUUACACGAGAGUGCUGAGCGUGCCUGUUCAUUGAAUGGUAGUUCAUCUUGUUCAGCUGGUUGUAUAGCACGUUCCUCCAAAAAUGCAUGCAGGUAAGUAAUCCUUGUAAACACAACAUAUUUUUAAUUUGUUCUGAAAAUGUAUGUGAUAAACUCAGUUGUCGUGCUUUCCAAGGGGAAAUGGCCUCUUCUUGUUUAAAGCCAGCUGAGGGAAGGAUAGCAAGGACAAAAGCAGAUGUCUUGCCUUUAAUGAAGUGUUUUAACUUUCCUGUAGAGAAAGCAGAUGAUUUUUCUGAUGCAUAAACCAGGCUUUCUUUCCUACUAAGAUUUUCUUAAUACUGUUUAUCAGCUGAAGUUGUAUGUGUUUAAAUCUGAAUUUACUUUUGAUCUAUUUAAUACCAAUGAAAAGGAAAUUUACUUGUUUUAACUUUGUAAAUUAAAACACACUGAAAGGCA
Molecule: messenger RNA, 4761 nt
Organism: Falco peregrinus (peregrine falcon)
Lineage: Eukaryota; Metazoa; Chordata; Aves; Falconiformes; Falconidae
Gene: YIPF6
Product: Yip1 domain family member 6
Exons: 7
Coding region: 151-1044 (297 amino acids)
Biological process (GO): endoplasmic reticulum to Golgi vesicle-mediated transport
Cellular component (GO): membrane; trans-Golgi network
Source: RefSeq, a predicted model, not a curated record